AUGCAGAUCUGGGGGCAAGGCGCCGGGUCCACACCACUUUGCCCCGGGCUGUCCGCGCCUCCCAGCAGAGCCGAGCUCGGCACCGCCCACCGAGCCCACCUCGCGGUCCAGCCGCCGCCAGCGCCUCUCGGCUCUGGCCUGAAGCACUAUACUCCCGCCGCCUGGAGCCGCCGCCCGAUCCUAGCGCGGAGCUGCGAGCCUGACCGGCCGCGUCUGGCAUGGUCAGAGAAAGAAUUUUCUUUCUCCAACUCCGACUUUUGGUUUUGUGUGUCCACCUUGCGCAACUCCGGAGCCAGCCGACCCCACAUGGAUUCUCAACAGGUGGCCGGCACAUCUUCUGAGCCUCCCUCUCUCAUCUGACAGUGGAGGGUAAGUCCGAGAAGAUUCAUUUAGACAAAGUGGAAAAAAAGGACUUUCUGGGCCAGCAAGUCGGAUGACCACCCUCCAAGGGGCAGAGGAGGGCCCAUUUUGUGAAGAAGAAAUGAACUACCCGGAAAACGCCACAGGAGGACAUGUUUCUGCAGACGUAGUUGCCCUAGAAGCAGAAGAGCAUGGGGGUGUGAAUGUCUUCUCUUUUGGGGGCAAACACUAUGUCCUUUUCUUUUUCUAGAUACAGUUAAUUCGUGGAAAUUUUAGCAAGUUUGUUCUUGUGGAUGUUUUGAACAAUAAAGAGUGAAAAUCA
Messenger RNA from Nomascus leucogenys (northern white-cheeked gibbon), 682 nucleotides. RefSeq lists its product as uncharacterized. The record is from RefSeq and is a predicted model, not a curated record. Lineage: Eukaryota; Metazoa; Chordata; Mammalia; Primates; Hylobatidae. Bases 1 to 360 code for a protein of 119 amino acids. The transcript has 4 exons.